AUGCCACCCAAGCUUCCACUCAAAGCUGAGCCUGCUGCCAAAGCCGUCAUCAAGAGAAUUACUAGCAAACUCGGAAAGGGAGCAGGAGGAGAAAUCAAGACGGCUUUUGGCAAAUUUAAGGAUGGAAAAUGGUUCCCCAAAGUUGAAUCAGGAAGUCCCCCUACAAAGAAGAGAAGAAAGUCCAAGACGUCGGCGACUAAACAACGUACCAACAAAUCUGAAGAAAUCGUUAUCGGCAGUGACAAGUCGUCGGAGGCAGAUCCUGAUUCCGAUGAAGAUAUUCCGGAAUUGACUGAAGAUUAUCUCCGUAUCCGAGUGCAAAGAUUUGGCUACCAAGGAGAUGCUGAUGCCUUUGUGAAGGAACUCCUCACGCAAGCCGAAAAUGACGAUACCUUUCAAGAUUUGUCCGAGGAGGAUUCGUGGGAAAAAAUCGAUAACCUCAUACGUGAGACCCACGAAAGAAAUGAAAACUUGGAGGAAAAUGGCGAAGGAUCUCUCCAACUCCAACCUCGCAAGCCUGAGGCAGACGUCACAAAGUGGUCGCUUGUUGUUCCGGACGAAGAAGAAGACAUUGUUAAGGAAAUCUCAAAGAUGAGAUUGGAUCAGUAUGACUGCGAAGAUACGGUAGUUGCAAGAUUGCUUGUUCUUCUAUCCUGGACUGGAACUGAAAUUAUGGAAUCUGCUACAAAGGCUGCAACUGCGUACUUGAUCAACAAGAUUAAAUCUUUUCGGAUUUCCGCACUUGUGCCCAUCAUAGUUCGAAAAAUUCAAGCUCAUCGUCCAUUAAAGGUGAAGCCAACUGGAUCAAAGUAUGAUGGAAUCAUUGAUUUUUUGACCAAAGGAGAGCCCGAGAUGAUUCUGACAAGGCAACUCUUAGCAUACUACUACAUUCAUCUUGAAGUGGAGAAAUAUUCUCAAAACGAGGAUCAGCCAGUAACAAGUCGCAAAGGAAAAGGUGUUACUAAGAACAAAAUUGCUAAAGGGUCGGCAUAUCUUCGUUUUGCCAGAACUUUCGCUGGUGAAGAUACAUGGAAGAUUUUACCUGAUGCUAAAAAAGAUGAAUUCGUGAAGAAAUUCCAGCUAUUCAAAGCCUACGGAAAGAAAUUAUCAGUUUUGGUUGACGCUUUCGGUGUUGGCAUUUUAUUAUCUCUCAACGCAGAAGACACCGUCAAAGUUGGUAACUUGGCCGUCACCAAAUGGUCUAGUGCGGUCCCAAAAGCACUCGUAGAGAUGGCUCGUCGCUUUCCUGACGCUGAAGAGUUUAAGAAGAUUAACGGAAUCGUGUCGAGCAUAGUACACCAAUUGGUUACCGAUGAGAUUGAUUCAAAGGAAGCGCUUGAGCCAGUUUUGAGUUACAUUAUGGAGAACCAACACAAUCCAGUCUACAAGUCAAUCGUGGACAGUUUGAAUCCCAAUCCAAAGUAA
Botrytis byssoidea is the source of this 1425-nucleotide messenger RNA. RefSeq lists its product as uncharacterized. The transcript is spliced from 3 exons. Lineage: Eukaryota; Fungi; Ascomycota; Leotiomycetes; Helotiales; Sclerotiniaceae. Bases 1 to 1425 code for a protein of 474 amino acids. The record is from RefSeq and is a predicted model, not a curated record.